This is a messenger RNA of Pipra filicauda (Wire-tailed manakin), 2808 nucleotides long. RefSeq names its product galanin receptor 3 (gene GALR3). The transcript has 3 exons. NCBI's taxonomy places the organism in Eukaryota, Metazoa, Chordata, Aves, Passeriformes, Pipridae. Gene Ontology annotation, molecular function: galanin receptor activity. Gene Ontology annotation, biological process: neuropeptide signaling pathway; adenylate cyclase-modulating G protein-coupled receptor signaling pathway. The record is from RefSeq and is a predicted model, not a curated record. Gene Ontology annotation, cellular component: membrane. Bases 203 to 1435 code for a protein of 410 amino acids.
CAGAGCUGGUGGCAGGCAGGGGGAGGCAGCGGAGCAUCAGGCAGGAGUGACUGGAGUGACCAAGCUGCCUGGACAAACUCUUUGGUAGUCUGCAUCCUCCUUGUCACCAUCACCUGGGCUGGACCAGAGGUCUCCCCCUCCCCAAGCGCGUGGCAAAGCUCCAGGCCCUUCCUUGAAAAGGUCCCCACGGUCAGGUGGGGAGAUGUCAGAGGGAUGGAACAUCUCUUCUGACAGCCUGGAGUUUCAAGCAGCAGGGAUUAUUGUGCCCAUCAUCUUCUCCCUCAUCUUCCUUGUGGGUACUGUGGGGAAUGGGCUGGUGCUGGCUGUGCUGCUGCAGAAUGGCCAAGUCAAGUACACCACCACCAACCUCUUCAUCCUUAACCUGGCUGUGGCAGACUUGUGCUUCAUCAUCUGCUGUGUCCCUUUCCAGGCCACCAUUUACACCUUGGAUGGGUGGCUCUUUGGGGCCUUUGCCUGCAAGGCUGUGCAUUUCCUGAUCUACCUCACCAUGUAUGCCAGCAGCUUUACCCUGGCUGCCGUCUCCAUUGACAGGUACUUGGCCAUUCGCUAUCCACUGAAGUCCCGUGACCUCCGCACCUCCCAAAACGCAGGAGUGGCCAUUGCAGCAAUCUGGUCACUGUCGCUGCUCUUCGCAGGGCCUUACCUCAGUUACUACCAGAUAAUCCACUACCAUGGUAUGCCCAUCUGUGUCCCCAUCUGGGAGGACCAGCGCCGAAAGGUUCUGGACAUCCUCACGUUUGUCUUUGGAUACCUCCUGCCCGUGACCGUGGUGAGCCUGGCGUACAUUAGGACUGUCAAGUUCCUGUGGACCUCCGUAGACCCCAUAGAAAGAAUCUCAGAGUCCCGGAAGGCCAAGCGUAAGGUCACCAAGAUGAUUGUGGCUGUGGCCAUCCUGUUCUGCCUCUGCUGGCUGCCCCACCACCUGGUCAUCCUCUGCUUCUGGUUUGGCCACUUCCCCUUCAACCGAGCCACUUACAUUUGCCGCCUGGCUUCCCACUGCCUGUCGUACACCAACUCCUGCCUCAACCCCAUUGUCUACGCCCUCAUCUCCAAGCAUUUCCGCAAGCGUUUCAAGCAGGUCUUCACCUGCCUCUUCUUCCAGAACAAGACCAGGAAGAAGAAGAAGAGAGUUGGAAGGAAAUUCCAUAUGGUCAAUGUGGACAGAGGUUUCAUCAACAGCACCAGAGGUUUCUAUGGAGGCAACACUGAGGUGACCCAGGUCCCAGAAGACACCAGCAAGAGGGACCAUGAAGGUGCCAGUCAUGCCAGAGCAUGGACUCAGCAGCUUCAAGAUGCCAUGGUCUCUGUUAAAAAGGGGAUACUGGAGGAGGAACAUUUGGCAACAGCUUGCCAUUCCCUAGACAUGACCACUUUAAGAGGAACUCAGGAGUUUCUGACUGUUCACCACAGAUGAACUAAGUGAAGAAACACAUUUUCCAGACCGUGAGUAGCCACUCUAUUCCCAAACAGGCCAAAUAAUGUGAGGCAGAGGGGAAUGGAUGCAGCAGAGCCACCAAAAGAUCCUGUGGCAAUGGUAAACCCAUUGCCCCACCCACCUUCACUCCUGGCCCACAGCAUUCACCUAGGAAUGUCACAAUCCACCUAACCAGAUGCAGAAUAGAAGGACAUGUUAAUAUGAUGUCAAGUGACCUGAGCAGCAUUCCUGCAACACAUUUUAAGGACUCCAUUUCCCAACUUCCUAACUUGCUAAUUUUGUGCAACGACUUGAAACUCUGAGAGGGAGGAAACCAAAAUGAAAAUAUCCUGGUAGGAAAUCCAGGCUGUUAAGGUCACAUCAGAGCAUGGGUGGGAAGGGUGGAGUUCACAGGGACCUGAGUCUGAAUAGAGUAGCUGGAAGCCUCUCUUCCUGAGAGCCCCAAGUGGAGAAACACUGUCCCCUGCCCACAUGCCCUUUUUUUCCUAUGUGCCAUGUGCCAGGGGCAGCCUUCAUCCACCUCUGCCCCCUUCCCUCGCCUCUGCAUCCAGAUCAAAGGAUCUUUGCCAGUACUGAACUGGUGCACAAGGAAGUCAGCUGUCUGUGCCAACAGCUCGAUGAGACAAUCUGCACAGCAUUGUUCUACCUGAUCCACCCCUCUGCUUACGUUCUGUUUGCCUUUCUCAAAUUUCUGAGGGAUUGCUGCCUCCUCUUUGAUCUUUGCUUGCUACUUGGAAUUUCAUCCCUUCCUUCUGGGGCUGAAGGUCCUCUUGCUCUCAGAGCAGUGAUGUUAUUCAGCGAUAUUAGCCCCACACGCACUGUUUAUUCACUUGGCCAGACAUUUUUUUUCUAUGUGAUGAUGACGAUGGUGAGUGAAUUGAUGGCUGUCACCAGAGCAAAAGAAAGUAGCCAAGCUGCAAAAUGAGCUGUAGAGCCAAGUGACAAUCAUGGUGAGGCAAAGGAGAAAGAAACAGGCCCAUCACCCCCAUAUGCACUUAGCUCAAUCCUUAGUGCUCCUUUCUACAUGGUGGAGAAGACUUCCAGGAGAGCAUGUGGCCAACACCACUGAGGGGGUUGGGAUAUCUUCCAAGACUGGCCACUGUUGUGGGAUAGCUGUGGGACCCAUGUCCACCUGGGAGAAAAACUUUCCCCUGCUCUGUCCCUGCUGCCCCGAGCAGCUGCGGAGAAACCUUUAGCUGUGGCAGCAGCUCAAUGACACCCUGUAGCAGGGCCAAGAAUCCUCCCAGCCUGACAGUGGGAAGUGCUGCGGGGAUGGCAGGGCGGGACAAGAAAUCAGAAGUUGCUGGAAUUUCUCCCCUGCUUGACCUUAAUAAACCUGGUAAUUGCCUUCU